Molecule: messenger RNA, 886 nt
Organism: Sphaeramia orbicularis (orbiculate cardinalfish)
Lineage: Eukaryota; Metazoa; Chordata; Actinopteri; Kurtiformes; Apogonidae
Product: GRB2-related adaptor protein 2-like
Exons: 7
Coding region: 97-813 (238 amino acids)
Molecular function (GO): protein binding
Source: RefSeq, a predicted model, not a curated record
GCCUGCUUCCUCUGAACCUGCACCAGCAGUUUGUCUGUUUUCAGUGAAGACGCUGAAGAAUCAGAGGCCGACAGGGACGACGCCACGUUUUGUGCCAUGGAGGUGACGGCAAAGUACUGCUACGAGGCUGCAGCCGAUGACGAACUCAGCUUCAGAGUGGGUGACUGCUUAAAGAUCCUGCAAACCAGUGGAAACUGGUACAAAGCUGAACUUAACGGAGUGGAGGGGUUCGUACCCAAAAACUUCAUCAACAUCGAUUUCCCGAGCUGGUACCAGGAGGACGCCAGUCGCAGCGACGCCAAGAAGCUGCUGAUUUCACAGCCGACCGGGACCUUCAUCAUCCGCAGAAGCAGAGAUGAAGACGCAGGCAGCUUCUCCAUCUCCGUCAGAAAUGCAAAAGAUGUGCAGCAUCUGAAGGUGUUACGGGACACCAGGGGGCAGUAUUACCUCUGGACAGAAAAGUUUCCAUCUGUCAACCAGCUGGUGGAGUUUUAUAAAAAGAACUCUGUCUCCAAACAGGAUACCAUAUUCCUGCAAGAAACACAACAGCAGCAAAGACGAAGGCCAGAUCGUUCACCAUCCCUCCCUCCUCCGACCCCCCCCAAUCCAUCUGCGAUAGACCCACGUCGACCUCCACCUCCACCACGACCGGUCAUCGCCAUUUACAAUUUCCAAGCCAAGGAAAAAGACGAACUGGAGUUCCACGCCGGAGACAUCAUCGCAGUGUUGGACAGCUCGGAUCAGGUGUGGUGGAAAGGUCAGCUGAGAGGCAAAACCGGCCUGUUCCCCUGCAACUACACCAAACCCAUGUAGCAGGCUCACAAUGUCUGAACGUCCAAAUAUGGACAUAUCUGAUGACCAUGAAAAGAUGAAGAACCGUACUUGA